AAAGUUUAGGGUCCUUUGUAAUUCUUAGAAACAAAGCACAUGCAUACCGUAGCCUCAAGGCCCGCUUCGUCAUAUCUCUAAGUCAGUUUGUUACUUAUCCUUACACAAGGCGCACCUAAACAUAUUGUUGAGUUAACUGUGAAAAUUGUAACAUGUCGCAAAAAAGAAAACAAAUCAAUAUCGAAGAAAAAUCGCGUAUUAUUUCAAAGCUAGAGAAAGGAAUUCCAAACAAAGACCUGGCAAAAGAAUAUGGUGUAUCACACUCGACAAUUUCAACCAUUUGGAAAAAAAGGGAGAAAAUUCAAAUCCUUUACGACAAGAAUUUUUUGAAAAUGAAACGAGCCAGAACCACGCGGCAUACGAAGAUUGAAGAAGCUUUGUUAAAGUGGUUUAAAUAUCAAAGGACAAAUAAUGAGCCAAUAAAUGGACCAAUUCUUCAAGAAAAAGCAAACGAUUUUGCUCAACGUUUUGGUGAAGAUUUUGUUUGCUCGUCUAGUUGGAUUCAACGUUUCCGGGCUCGACAUGGCAUUGUCGGCGGGAAAAUGAGAGGUGAAGCUGCCAGUAUAGACGAAUGGAUUACGCAAAAGUGGCCUACAUUAUGCGAAGGCUACAGUCCAGAAGACAUUUAUAACGCAGACGAAACCGGACUUUUUUACAAUAUGACACCAGACAAGACUUUAAAAUUCAAAGGAGAGAAGUGUUCGGGAGGAAAAAUGUCCAAGACGAGACUAACGAUCAUGGUUGCAGCAAAUAUGACAGGAUCCUGUAAAAGGAAGCUUUUAGUUAUUGGGAAAUCUAAGAAACCAAGUUGCUUUAAAAACAUACGCUCACUGCCGGUAACGUAUGAACACAAUGUGAAGUCAUGGAUGACAUCGGAAAUUUUUGAAAGAUGGUUACGAAACUGGGACGCUGAAUUAAAAGCAAACAAGAAGAAAGUUCUUCUUUUAGUUGAUAAUUGCCCUGCUCAUCCGGCUGUUACUAAUCUGAAGUGUAUUAAACUCGUGUUCUUACCACCAAAUGUUACAUCUGUACUGCAACCUAUGGACCAAGGUGUAAUAAGAUGUUUAAAAUCUCAUUAUAGAAGACUGCAAGUGUUAAAGUUAAUACAAAGCAUUGACAGUAAUAAUCAGAACAGCUUUACGGUUCUUGAUGCCAUCUUGAUGAUAUCAGAAGCAUGGGAAAAAGUUUCGCAAAAAACUAUAGCUAACUGCUUUGGGCAUGCAGGUUUUAACGAUCUUACAAGUCUUAUAACAAGAACCUCAGAUGAUGUGAUUGACGAUGAUGAAGAGGACAAUAUUUCUUUGGCUCAAUUAGCCCAAAAUUUACGACCUGCUUUAUCUACUACUGAAACAGACGAGUUCAUUUAUGUAGAUCAGUCUAUUGCAAUUUGUGCACCAGCUACGGAGGAUGAUAUUGUACGUGAAGUUCAAGAGGAAAAUGAAAAUGAACAGGAAGACUCGGAAGAACAAUUUACAGUGCCAACUUUGAUUGACGGUCUCAAUGCUGUUAGUGUAUUAAGAAAGAUUGUUAUUUUUAAUGAAGAGUUAAAUAUACAGGGAAGUUGGGACGAUACGCUGAUUAAAAUCCAACGUGAAUUACAAAAUGUGUAUGCACGACAGAAGUGUUUCAAACAAACUAAAAUUACAGAUUUUAUGCGUACAGAAAUGAUGGAAAAAUGAUACUGUUCUUUUAUAUUAUACGUUUGUAUUGAAGUAA
Messenger RNA from Colias croceus (clouded yellow), 1716 nucleotides. Its product is annotated as tigger transposable element-derived protein 4-like. Bases 153 to 1679 code for a protein of 508 amino acids. The record is from RefSeq and is a predicted model, not a curated record. Gene Ontology annotation, molecular function: DNA binding. NCBI's taxonomy places the organism in Eukaryota, Metazoa, Arthropoda, Insecta, Lepidoptera, Pieridae. Gene Ontology annotation, cellular component: nucleus. The transcript has a single exon.